Messenger RNA from Alligator sinensis (Chinese alligator), 2083 nucleotides. RefSeq names its product bile acid-CoA:amino acid N-acyltransferase (gene BAAT). Bases 293 to 1555 code for a protein of 420 amino acids. Gene Ontology annotation, molecular function: fatty acyl-CoA hydrolase activity. The transcript is spliced from 4 exons. Gene Ontology annotation, cellular component: peroxisome. The record is from RefSeq and is a predicted model, not a curated record. NCBI's taxonomy places the organism in Eukaryota, Metazoa, Chordata, Crocodylia, Alligatoridae. Gene Ontology annotation, biological process: acyl-CoA metabolic process; fatty acid metabolic process.
UGCACUAGAACAUUGUGGCAGGAACUACCAUUCCCAGCAGGUUGCUGGGGGGAAAGAGGAAGGAAGUAGAAGGGGAGCCAGAAUUGCACGUAGAGAAACAGCUCAGAGAGGAGAGAGCGGGAGAGAGGGAGAGAAGCAGGAGCCAGCAAGACUGCAUGCUGAGACUCAGGAGCUGCAGCAGGGCUCAGAUGAGAUCGGGUACACAACAACUGACUGUUUUGUGAGACUAAAGACUGAUUUGAGAGCCCCCUGCCCCAACCCCCCGCCCGGAGUUAAGAGCUCUGCUUUGGCAAUGGCCAAGCUCACAGUCACCCCAAGGACAUCCCUUGUUGAUGAACCAGUGAAAAUCCAUGUCUCUGGCUUGGCUCCCUCCGAGCUGGUGACCCUCCAGGCCUCUUUGACAGAUGAUAAGGGGGUGCUCUUCCAGUCCAGAGCUUUCUACAGGUCUGAUGAGGCUGGCGAGGUUGACCUGGAACACACAGCUGCCCUGGGAGGAGAUUAUGUUGGCAUGCGCCCCCUGGGUCUCUUCCAGUUCUUGAAACCGGAAAAGAUGUUUCACAGGUUGAUGAAAAGAGAUGUGAUGCAGAGUCCAUUCCACGUGCGCCUGGAUUUGUUCAGCUCAUUCCACUUGGUUUCCACACCCCGUGAUCAACCUGUGACAAGCCGGACUGUGGAAAGAUGGCAUGUGGCACCAGGAGUCCAACGAAUCCUGAUCAGGGAUGGCAGAGUGCGUGGGGCCCUCUUCCUCCCACCAGGAGAAGGUCCUUUCCCAGGGCUGAUUGACCUGUUUGGUGGUGUGCGUGGACUUAUUGAAUUUCGAGCCAGUCUUCUCGCCAGUCGUGGUUUCGCUGCACUUGCCCUAGCGUACUUUGGUUAUGAAGACCUGCCUGAGAUUCUAGCUGAGGUGGAUCUGGAAUACUUUGAGGAAGCCAUCAACGUCCUCUUGAGACACCCCAAGGUGGAGGGAACAGGGAUUGGCUUGGUCUCAGUAUGCAAAGGUGCUGAGAUUGCACUGGCCAUGGCAUCAUUCCUUCCCAAGAUCAAAGCUGUAGUUUGCAUUAAUGCGACCAGUGCCCUCAAUGGGACGCCGCUUCGCUACCGGAAUCUACACAUCAAUCCAAUCCCUUACAAAUUGGAGCACUUACGGUAUAGGUCCAUGGGACAGCUGGACAUCUAUGACAUAGUUGAGGUCAUACGCACAGAGACAAGUCAGGGAAGCAUCCUACCUAUAGAAAAAGCUGAAGCCAACAUCCUCUUCAUUGUGGGAGAAAAUGACAGGAACUACAACAGCAAAGCAUUUGCUGAGGAAGCGAUGGAGAGAAUGAGGAGGCAUGGGAAGAAGAACUACAGCAUGCUUUGUUAUCCAGGUGCUGGACACCUGAUUGAGCCCCCAGGCUCACCAUUCUGCUACCACUCAUGGGUCUCCAUGUUUGCCUGUGUUGUUGUAUGGGGAGGAGAAGCCCAGUCCCAUGUUGCAGCACAGGAGCAUUCUUGGAAGGAGAUCCAGAAAUUCCUUUGGCAGCACCUUCACCCAGGUGUAAGCAGCAAGCUCUGAAUACUGGGAGGCAUGGACCAAGGAAUGUCUGUGCCCAUCCCUUCCAGGCACCCAAUUAAUAAAUACUAGAAAUGUGUUGCCAGUUGGGAGUUCUUCAUUGAAAUGGAGAUUCACUACAACAGGGGUCAAAUAAAGGUAUUUUCAGACCCUUCACACUUAUAUCUUAUUUUACAGGGUGGUGGCUAAUACCGAGGAGGGUGGGGGGACUGAAAAAACCUUAGCAAGGCUGAUUGCAUCUAAUAGAGAGGCAGAUGAGUGUAUAGGUCUCAUUCCACACUCACCACAUUUUGAACUUUCAUAAAAGUCCAGCGGUUCAACUAGUUUUGCAGUCCUCUACAAAAGUUUUGCAAGGCUCCAGACCUAUUAGAAAAGGGGUAUGUGUAACAGAGAGCCAUGGGUGCAGCUUGGACCUGGCUGCCCCGGGAGCCCCAGGACUGAUUCCUGCAGCCUGUCCUGCCCUGCCCGAGGUCAGAGCCAGGAGCCACACACCCCCAGGCAGUGACUCCUGCCCCCAUGCAGCCACUGCCA